AUGUCAUCCGAAAUGAAGAAGCUCAACUUGCUGAUGUGUGAGCAAGGCCGGAACAUGCAUCUGUCAUACGGAGAGUACACCACUGGAUGGACAGGCUCCGGAGCAUCGAAGUCCGACAAGAAGGUUGUUGGUCUGACACUGUUCGAUCUCCGGAGAUUGGGCAAAGUCGACAAACUUGGUAUGGUGGGGACGAAUGGAGGCAAGUUCCCUGCCAUCCGGACACAUCUGGAAGAGAACAUCGCGCAUGUGUACAAAGAUAUGGACACGACGUUCGAUGCUUUCCCGGAAGGCAAUGUCGUCAAUCCGGAGGCUUACAAAGAUGCCAUUAACAAGCUAUCUCCCGGAGAUGCUGUUGUUAUCUUCACGCCCGACAGUACACAUUACCCGAUUGCAUUGUAUGCGAUUGAGCGGGGAAUUCACGUUCUCGUUACGAAGCCUGCCGUUCAACUCCUUGCGCACCAUAACGAGCUUGUAGCGGCCGCAAGGAAACACAACGUUGUCUGUUUUGUAGAACACCAUAAGCGUUUUGACCCUGUGUACAGCGAUGCGAAGGCUCGCGCAGCUAGUCUUGGAGAGUUCAACUUCUUCAGUGCGUGGAUGAGCCAGCCCAAGAGCCAGCUUGAGACAUUCCGCGCGUGGGCAGGAAAGGACUCCGAUAUCAGUUACUACCUGUCGUCUCACCAUAUCGACAUUCACUGCUGGAUUAUGCAGGACAAGGCAGUCCCCACUCGUGUGACAGCGAGUGCAGCUACCGGCAUUGCUACCAGCGAGCCGUACAACUGCGUACCGCAAACUGAAGACACGAUCACGCUUCUCGUUGACUGGCAGUCACUCUCUAGCUCCAAGCACAGAGGCACGGCAGUAUACACGGCGUCAUGGACCGCUCCGUUGAAGUCUGGUGUCCACUCAGCACAGCACUGGUACUACAUGGCCGAGAAGGGUGAGAUCAAUGUGGACCAAGCUCACCGUGGCUACGACAUCGUCAACGACGAGACGGGCAAGGCUUGGUACAACCCAUUCUACAUGAAGUACUCUCCAUCCGAGAGCGGGCAUUUCGACGGCCAACGCGGCUACGGUUAUGUUUCCAUCGAGAAGUUCGUCGACGCUGCGAGAGAAGUCAAUGCCGGGCGCGUGUCGCCCGCCGACUUUGACAAGCACGGUCUGCCGACGAUUGCGAACACCGUCCUUACCACCGCGAUCCUCCAUGCGGGUCGGAUCAGUCUGGACGAGAAGCGGCCUGUGAACAUCAAGCACAGUAAUGGCGAAUGGAGCCUCGAGUAG
Messenger RNA from Postia placenta MAD-698-R-SB12, 1281 nucleotides. RefSeq lists its product as hypothetical. The transcript is spliced from 10 exons. Gene Ontology annotation, cellular component: cytoplasm. Gene Ontology annotation, molecular function: oxidoreductase activity; nucleotide binding. The record is from RefSeq and is a predicted model, not a curated record. Gene Ontology annotation, biological process: NADPH regeneration. Lineage: Eukaryota; Fungi; Basidiomycota; Agaricomycetes; Polyporales; Adustoporiaceae. Bases 1 to 1281 code for a protein of 426 amino acids.